GAGAUCGAGGAGCUGCGCGCAGAGAUGCUGGAGAUGAGGGACGUCUACAUGGAGGAGGACGUGUACCAGCUGCAGGAGCUCCGUCAGCAGCUGGACCAGGCCAGCAAGACCUGCCGCAUCCUGCAGUACCGGCUGCGCAAGGCGGAGCGGCGCAGCCUGCGCGUGGCACAGACCGGGCAGGUGGAUGGGGAGCUCAUCCACAGCCUCGAGCAGGACGUCAAGGUGGCCAAGGACGUGUCCGUGCGGCUCCACAAUGAGCUGGAGGCAGUGGAGAAGAAGAGGAUCAGGCUGGAGGAGGAGAACGAGGACCUGCGCCAGCGGCUCAUCGAGACCGAGCUGGCCAAGCAGGUGGUGCAGAACGAGAUGGACAAGCUCCGAGAGAAUUCCCUGAAGAAGCGGGGGUCUCGCUCCAUCGGAAAGACCGAGAAGAAACCAUCAGUGCAGGAGGACAGUGCAGACCUCAAGUGCCAGCUGCAUUUUGCCAAGGAGGAGUCAGCCCUGAUGUGCAAGAAGCUGACCAAGCUGGCCAAGGAGAACGACGGCAUGAAGGAGGAGUUGCUGAAGUACAGGUCCCUGUAUGGGGACCUCGACAGCUCCCUCUCGGUGGAGGAGCUGGCCGACUCUCCCCACUCCCGGGAGGCUGAGCUGAAGGUCCACCUCAAGCUGGUGGAGGAGGAAGCCAACAUCCUCAGCCGGAGGAUAGUGGAGCUGGAGGUGGAGAACCGCGGGCUGCGGGCGGAGAUGGACGACAUGAAGGGCCAGGGGGACAGGGAGCUGCCGGGGCAGGACGCGCGGUUCCUGGCGGGCCUCGCGGGCUGCGGGGACACGGGGGACACGGUGGCGGAGCUGCGCCGGCACCUGCAGUUCGUGGAGGAGGAGGCCGAGCUGCUGAGACGCUCGCUGCUGGAGCUGGAGGACCAGAACAAGCUGCUCCUGACUGAGCUGAGCAAGUACAAGUCGGAGCACGACCUGGACGUGACGCUGUCGGAGGACAGCUGCUCGGUGGUCAGCGAGCCCUCGCAGGAGGAGCUGGCCACGGCCAAGGUGCAGAUCAGCGAGCUGAGCGGCAAGGUGAAGAAGCUGCAGUACGAGAACCGCGUGCUGCUCUCCAACCUGCAGCGCUGCGACCUCGCCUCCUGCCAGACCACCCGGCCCAUGCUGGAGACCGACGCCGAGGCCGGCGACUCGGCGCAGUGCAUCCCCACCACCGGCUGGAGGGACGGCACGGGCAGCAGCGAAGCCGACGUGCUCGGUGGUGGGAAGGUGCCCGAUGGUCCAGCCAAGCUGCUCAAGCCCAAGGAUUUGGAGACCUUGCUGGGCAUCCGGGACCAAGCGGUGCUUGUCAGCAAAGCGAUCAACAUCUUGAUUUCGGAUGCCAACGGCUUCACCUCUGGGCUGAAGGCUUGCUUGGACAACGAGUGUGUUGGGGGGCUGCUGGGUGAGGCGGUGGGCAGCGGUGGUGAGAGCCCCAGCGAUGCCAAGCUGAUGAACGUGCUCCUCAUGCGGCUGGGCGUGCUCCAGCAGGACCUGGGCUGCUUCGUGAGGAAGGUGGAUCACCUCACCGGCAGCCUCAAGGAGCACACGGACUCUUUCAGCUUCUCCGGCGCCAGCAGCCACGACGCCACCAAAGAGGGGCUGCAGAAGGAGCAUGCCUCCGACUUCCAGCAGCCUGAUUUUAGGGACGCCGACCCUUACCGCAUGCCCCACGCCAAGGACACGGACCCCACACAGCCCCGGAGCUACAGGACCUGCCGGCCCGAGGAGAACGACUCCUACGCCACCGAGAUAAAGGAGCUGCAGCUGGUGCUGUCGGAGGCCAACGAGAGCCUGCGGGGGCUGCAGGAGCAGCUCUCCCAGGAGAGGCAGCUGAGGAAGGACGAGGUGGACAACUUCUCACAGAAGAUCUGCCAGCUGAAGGAGGACCACCAGAAAGCACUGCUGCGGCGGGAGUUCGAGCUGCAGAGCCUGAACCUGCAGAGGCGGCUGGAGCAGAAGUUCUGGAGCCAGGAGAAGAACCUGCUGGUGCAGGAGUCGCAGCAGUUCAGGCAGAGCUUCCUCCUGCUCUUCAUGAAGCUCAAGUGGUUCCUCAAGCGCUGGCGCCAGGGCAAGAUGGUACACAGCGAGGGCGAGGACUUUUUGGAGGUGAACAGCAUGAAGGAGCUGUACCUGCUGCUGGAGGAGGAGGAGCUUGCCCCACAGCAGCAGGCAGACAACAAGAUGUGCACUGGGGACACCUGGACCCCCAACACGCCCAACGAGUGCAUCAAGACGCUGGCGGAGAUGAAGGUGACCCUGCAGGAGCUGUGCACAGAGCUGCGGGAGGAGCGGCGCGGUGCCAGCGAGCUCCAGCAGCAGUUCACCAAGGCCAAGGCUGCCUGGGAGAUGGAGCGCGCCGAGCUCAAGUGCCACAUCGCCCAGCUGGAGUCGAAGGCAGGCAAAGGGAUCACAGAGCGUGCGCUGCCGGAUUGGAAGGUGGCGUUGAAGAGGGAGCGUGAGGAGCACCAGCAUCUCCUAGCCGAGUCCUACAGCGCUGUCAUGGACCUCACCAAGCAGCUGCAGAUCAGCGAGAAGAACUGGAACCAGGAGAAGGUGGAGCUGCUGGCCCGCUUCAAGGAGGAGCAGCAGCAGGCAGAGCAGCAAGCAAAGGACCUGCAGAACAAAAUCAACCAGUUGCAGAAAGGAGCCAACCCAUGGGCACUGAAGCACUCUGAAAUGGAGAAGCACGGCAGCAACUGGAAAGAGGCUCUCAAUGAAAAAAUCACAGACAAAGAGACAAUCUCUGAAGCAGAAGCCAAGGGAACCAACCUCAAAAGGACCAAGUCUGUUUCCUCCAUGUCAGAGUUUGAAAGCUUGCUUGACUGUUCUCCCUACCUCCCUGGAAAGAGCACGCCAGGGUUGGGCGACCAUUCCCGGGGCAAAAAGGCAUCUGCAGCUGCCCAGCUGCUGCCCAACGGGAUCUGGGACAGCGCCAGCCUUCCUCCCUCACACUGUACAUAUGUGAAUAUCGAGCAACCUGCCCCCGACAGCCUGGCCAAGGAGAAGCUGGGCAUCUCCUCCUGGGACUACUCGCGGGCACACAGCCUCUCCGGGCACGACCCAGCCCAGAAGCAGAUGCAGAGGAGCUACACAGCGCCCGACAAGACGGGGAUCCGCAUCUACUACAGCCCACCGGUGGUGCGGCGGCUGGAGGCGCCUCUGGUGCACAACAAAGAAGGAAAGAUCAUGAUUGAACCCGGUUUCUUGUUCACCAUGGCCAAGCCGAAGGAGCCAGAGGAGUCGGCCAGCGCUGAGAGCACCUACAGCCAGUGGCUCUGCAACUUCUCCAAGCAGCAGCGGGAGCUGCUGGACGCUGGCACGGUGGAGAGCGCGGUGCCACCGGUGCCCCACUUCCCCCCAUCGCUGCACGACCUGGAGAUCUCUGGCAACAUGAGCGACGACAUGAAGGAGAUCACCAACUGCGUGCGGCAGGCCAUCCGCUCCAGCUCGCUGGAGAGGAAGGUGAAGAGCACCUCCAGCCAGACGGUGGGGCUGACCCACGUGGGGACACAGACCAUCCAGACGGUGAGCGUGGGGCUGCAGACUGACCUGCCGCGCGGCAGCAGCAUGCACAGCAAGAGCUGGUCCCCGCGCAGCUCCUCCCUCAUGUCCGUGCGCAGCAAGCAGAUCUCCUCCUCCCUGGAUAAGGUGCACUCCAGGAUUGAGCGGCCGUGCUGCUCCCCAAAAUACGGCUCUCCAAAGCUCCAGAGGAGGUCUUCCUCCAAGCUGGAUGCCUCUAAGGACAGGAGCCUCUGGAACCUGCACCAGAGCAAGCAGAACGGCUCUGCCUGGGCCCGCUCCACCACCACCCGCGACAGCCCCGUCCUCAGCAACAUCAAUGACGGCUUGUCCAGCUUGUUCAGCGUGGUGGAGCACGCGGGCAGCACCGAGUCCAUCUGGAAGCUGGGCUGCCCCGAGAGCAGCCGGGCCAAGCCCGAAGCACCCAAGUACGGCCUCGUGCAGGAGUUCUUCAGGAACGUCUGCGGGCGGGCGCAGAGCCCCACUGCCCCCCCAGAGAAGAAGGAGACCCCAGGGGAGGAGGGCAGCAAAAGAGCUGAGCACCCCGGCCCGGCCACGCACCACCCGGCAGAGAGCAUCUCCCGCAGCUUGAACAAGAAAGUGCUCAAGCAGAGCAGCUGCGAGGACCCCAAGCCCUCGUCCCCCGGGCAGGGGGGUAAGGACGCAGCCCUGCGGGACCCCGACCUCAUCUCGGCCAUAGCCAGCGAGGACAUGGCGUGUGACUGCAGCUCCCAGUCCCUCACCUCCUGCUUUGCGCGGCCAUCCCGCUCCGCCGUCCGCCAUUCCCCAUCCAAGUGCAAACUGCACCCCAUGGACCCCCCCAGGGCGGAGGAGAAGCCGGGGGCCUUGAGUGAGUGAGGCCGGGGGGCCGGGGGCUGCAGCGUGCCUGCUAUCCAUGCUCCUGCCGGGACAGCGCCCGCGCUGACGCCCCGCGGGGCCCCGCUUGGAAGUGGUGUGCGCACAUCUGUCUCCUCACCAUGGGAACAUCUGUCUCCUCAGCAUGGGCACAUCUGUCUCCUAACUGUCCCCUCGCCCCUGGGGAUGCUUAGGAAGCAGAUGUGGAGCCGGAGGCAGAGGCUGCCGGUAGCCCUUGGGGUGUGUGGUGACAUCCACCUGUGUGAGACCCGCUCCUGUGGAGCCACUGCCAGCACUGGGGGGUCCUCACCGGUGGUGAUCCCUCCGGGAAUACCAGCUGAGACCCCACCAUGCCAAGGGCUCACCGGGGCCUGGAAAGGGGAGAGCAGCCAGGGGGGCUGCUUGUGUAGAUAGGGCAGGGCUGGGGGGAAGUGCGGUGGGGACACUGGAUGGAUGCAAUGGAUGGGGGCACGAUGCCGUGUUGGCCCCUGCAGCUCCUGCCAGUGCUGUCCACCCUGCCAGAGCUCCAGCGCAUCCCUGCGGGAGCUCCAGCACAUCCCUGCGGGAGCUCCACCGCAUCCCUGUGGGAGCUCCAGUGCAUCCCUGCGGGAUCUCCAGCACAUCCCUGCCAGCCCCGAUUGCACUGUGGUUGCAUCAGCCGCGGGGCCGCACGUGCUUCCCGGGCAGGAAGGAGGCGGGGAAGGUCCCUGCGGUCACCCAGGCUGGGCUGGGCUGGGUGCGGGGCCCUCCCUGGGCACCCUUCUGCUCUGGGGGUCUGCUGAGGUCCUGCACUGCCGGGAAGGGCCCGGGUGCUCCCCCUGGAUCCUCUGGAUGCAGAGAUGGGGUGUCUGGGUGCCCAGUGUGGGGAGAGGCAGCGUGUGCCUCUGUGUGUGCACACUGAUGUGUGCAUAUCUCCUGCCACCUUCACGAGGGGCCACGGCUGUGGUGCCCCCCUGCACUGCACCCACCUCCCUGCCUGGGGCCACUUGUAGUUAUUUGCUCCUCCAAGUGCUGAAUAUCCAUAUUUCUCUUUCUUUUUUUCCUCUCUUUUUUUAUUUCCCCUCCCCUUUUGGCUCUGCCCAACUCCAGACAGCCUGCAAUGUAAAACCAGGUGCAUUUUACAGACACCAAAUCGAGCUGCCUGUGAGAUGCACCAAUUGCAUUAAGAGAUUGUGGGUUUGGGAGCUGCAGCGUGGCCCCCGGUCACCACCAGCAAAAGCCUUACCUGGGGAGGGAGGGGGGCAGCAGCCACAGCCCCCCAUGGCAGUGCAACACUCACACAGAGCAGCCCCAGAGAGAACAGCAGUUUUGGAGGUGGCUGCCUGACCUAUUUGCAAGCUGCUGCCAGGGGCCAGGCAGGGAUUCAGGGGGAUGGAGCUGCCUGUAGGUGCCUCCAGGGGCUCUGCAUUGCCCUGGGGCUCUGUACACAGCUCUAGGGGCUCGCUGCAUGGCUCUUGGGGCUCUGUGCAUUGCUCUUGAGUCCAUGUAUGCUGCUCCAGGGGCCCUGUACACAGCUCUAGGGGCUCUGUGCAUCGCUCUGGGGCUCUCCAUUGCUCCUGGGGCUCUGUACACAGCUCUAGGGGCUCUGUACACAGCUCUGGGGCUCUGUACACAGCUCCAGGGACUCUGUGCAUUGCUCUAGGGCCUCUGUGCAUUGCUCUAGGGACUCUGCACAUUGCUCUAGGGGCUCUGUACACAGCUCUAGGGCUCUUUGUACAUGGUUCUAGGGGCUCUGUGCAUCGCUCUAGGGCUCUGGACACUGCUCUAGGGCUCAGUGCAUUGCUCUGGAGCUCUGUACACAGCUCUAGGUGCUCUGUACACAGCUCCAGGGCCUCUGCACACAGCUGUAAGUGCUCUGUACACAGCUCUAAGUGCUCUGUACACAGCUCCAGCGCCUCUGCACAUUACUGUCAUCUUGCAGCUUGGCCUCAGAGCCGCUGCUGCAGCCGCUGCCCCUCCUGCCCCAGCCCCACAGCAGCAUCACUGCCAGGUCACAGCCUCUGCCAGCAUCUCCGGGCCGGCCGCUCACUGCCUGUGUCUCUGGACACGCCAGCAUCAGCCAGGGCCAGCAGGCCCAGCACCGAUGGCCUUCAGCUCCUUGGGGCACCUGGCCAGCCCCUGGGGGACCCCCGGCUGUGGGACACGUGGGGCAGGCACUGCCCACCCUCACCAGCAGCAUUCCUGCCAUGGAAGUGGGGUCCCUGCACUGCCACGGGCAACCUGCUGUACAUAGAUCCUUUGGGGGUGGUUUUUAGCAUUUUCAUUGGUAACAGGGGGUUUGGUUUGGUUUGUUGGGUUUUUAUUUUUAAAGACUCUACUUUUGGAAUGUGGUUUCUCAUUUUUACAACUGCCUUUGAAUGAUUUGUAAUAUUGGUCGCUUCUGUCUGACUCUGUAAAUAGUGGUGCUGGUGUCUCCUGCGGGGUCGGGGCUGAGCUCACGCUGGUGAUGGGUCUGUAGAAGCAAUGGGGAGGGUCUGCUGGAGGUGGGGAGGCGGCUGGUGCUGCCUCAGCCCCUCACAGCCUCUGCCCUGUCCUCCCCACACACCAGUGCGAAGCCCAAGCUGCUUUGGGCAAAGCCCCGCUUGCCCCUGCCCUGUCCUCCUGCUUCCUCUCGCCAAGGUCGCAUGAAGGGCACCUCCUGCCCCGAUGACAGGCCCCUGUCCCCCCGUCCCAUGCCUGCUUGUCGUGUGAUGAAUAAAGGCCCUGCAACCCCUCA
Messenger RNA from Strigops habroptila (Kakapo), 7126 nucleotides. It is a transcript of the gene MTCL2, whose product is annotated as suppressor of glucose, autophagy associated 1. Gene Ontology annotation, biological process: regulation of autophagy; insulin receptor signaling pathway. The record is from RefSeq and is a predicted model, not a curated record. The transcript is spliced from 14 exons. Bases 25 to 4413 code for a protein of 1462 amino acids. Lineage: Eukaryota; Metazoa; Chordata; Aves; Psittaciformes; Psittacidae.